Molecule: messenger RNA, 2545 nt
Organism: Nelumbo nucifera (sacred lotus)
Lineage: Eukaryota; Viridiplantae; Streptophyta; Magnoliopsida; Proteales; Nelumbonaceae
Product: receptor-like serine/threonine-protein kinase NCRK
Biological process (GO): protein phosphorylation
Molecular function (GO): protein kinase activity; ATP binding
Source: RefSeq, a predicted model, not a curated record
GUCUUAUUUGCUGUCAGCUGUCUUUUCUGCGUUCCCUUGUGUAUAUUUUCUCCCUUCCCUUCUUUUUUCCUCUUGCACCCAUUAAUGGUAACUGAUCUGCUCAGCUUGGGGAUAACAAAUCUUUGAGAUUUUGGGUGAUGUUUUGCUUUCAACUUAUUUUCUCUGUUAAAUAUUGAAUGGAAACUUUGAGAGUGAGACUGGCUUGAUUUAGUUCUCUUCAUUACUCAGUCGUCUUGAUAGGUAGUUGCACCUUGAGCACUGUGACUGAAAUAAUGUCACUUUCACCAAAAUCUGAGAGCAGUGCAUGGUAGUGUUUCAAGUUCAAUGAUUUUAGACAAUGGACUACUUAUAAAGUAGAUAUCUUUUACUCUUCAUGAAGUGUUUGGGACAAGAUAAUGAAGCUCCAGUUGGAAGUUGCCCUUGCUUAUAUCAUUUACUUACUCUGGUUUCCAUAUAUUUCAUGUGAUGGGUUCUCUGGAGAGUCUGGCAUAAACAAGUGGACUUGUUCAUGUGCUUCUGCUCAAGUAGGCAAUCAGAGCUAUGUUAUUGCAGCUAACUGUUCUACAUCUUGUGAUUGCAGUCCUGAAGAAGACUCUUCCGGAGGAGCAAGUGGAGGAAGGUGGACUUGCGUUUGUGAUGCUGGGGGAUUUCCCACAGCUGCAGCUGGCAUUCAUGAUUCAAGUUGUUUCACAGCCUGCAACUGCACAUCUGGUUUUUCUGUUGAGACAAGAUCUUCAAGGAAGCACAUUUCCAGCAAGGCCAUUGUUUACAUUCUGUUACUAUGUGUUGUUCUCACAACUGUUGCAUUUCUUGCUUCAUUGGGAUGUUAUGUGUAUCGGAGGGACAAAUGUCCUGUUCAACCUCCAGUAUUUUCAUCAGACAAAGACUCAAGCUGUAAUAGUGCUACCAACCUAAUAACUCAUAGAUCUUCUUCAGUACCAGAAUUCAAAGUAAAUAUAAAAUCUCCCUUAAACCCCAUCACAGGGUGUAUACAGAGAACUUCUUUUGUAUUUAACAGCAAAAGGAGAGCAAUGCCUGGGGCAAUUGUCCACUUUACUUACUCUGAGUUGGAGUACACAACCAAUAAGUUCUCCCGUUCUAAUCUGAUAGGGGUUGGAGGAAGCAGCUGUGUUUAUCAUGGACAGCUCAAAGAUGGCAGAACUGUUGCUGUUAAACGUCUAAAGACUCAGGGAGGUCCUGAUGUAGAUACCGAGUUUUUGACUGAGAUUGAGCUCAUAUCAAGGCUCAACCACUGUCAUGUGGUGCCUUUGCUUGGAUACUGCUUGGAGUCCCAAAGGAAACAAGCUGAGAGGCUACUUGUCUUUGAAUACAUGUCCAAUGGUAACCUGAGAGAUUGCUUAGAUGGGGCUCCAGGGAAAGAGCCCAUGGACUGGGGAACUCGUGUUGGCAUUGCUCUUGGAGCUGCAAGGGGCUUGGAAUAUCUCCAUGAAGCUGCUGCUCCAAGGAUUUUGCAUAGAGAUGUCAAAUCAACUAAUAUUCUUCUAGAUGAGAACUGGAGUGCUAAAAUAACUGAUCUUGGUAUGGCCAAACACUUGAGGGCUGAUGACCUUCCCAGCUGCUCAAGUUCUCCAGCAAGAAUGCAGGGGACUUUUGGAUAUUUUGCACCAGAGUAUGCCAUUGUUGGAAGGGCCUCCCUUAAGUCAGAUGUUUUCAGUUUUGGGGUUGUUCUUCUGGAGUUGAUCAGUGGUCGGCAACCCAUCCAAAAAUUUCCCAACAAAGGAGAAGAAAGCCUUGUGAUUUGGGCUAUGCCUCGAUUACAGGAUAGUAAGCGGGUGAUUUUGGAACUGCCUGACCCACAUUUGAAAGGGAAUUUCCCAGAAGAGGAGAUGCAGAUAAUGGCUUACUUAGCAAAGGAGUGCCUGCUUAUGGACCCUGACUCUCGACCAACCAUGAGCGAGGUUGUUCAAAUCCUUUCCACUAUUGCACCAGAGAAAACCAAGAGGCGAAAUUUUCCUGGACAACUUUUUCAGAGGUUAUCCACUCCUAGUGUGAAGUGUGUAGCAGACAAGGAAAGGUGUGAAGAAGUGUCUUCUGUUCCCAUUGAUGCAGAGGAUUUGAGAAGAUGCCCUAAUAGGUAUUCGUUGCCACUCUCUGUAGACCGUAAUUUAUGUGUCGAAGACAGCAAGAAAGAGGCAGACUCGGUGAUGUCAGCUGAGUGCAUAGAGAAAUUGGUCCUCUUAACUUCGAAAGCUAGGAGUUGGCGUGUGCCAGAGGAUGAAACUGUAGACUUAACUGAGCCACGGUUUGAAUCAUUUUGUAUGACAAAUAUUCAGUCUCUAUGAUUUUAUUAGAACAUAUGAACAGGUUCUACUAUAGAGCCACUGGUAUGAUAUGAUCAUCUCAUAUUCACAUGCUUGCUGGUUCGGGGGGUGGGGAGGUUGUGCUUAGUUCUCUCACAGGUUAUUUUAGUGAAAAUUGCUAGGUGUAUUCUUUUAUUUUUUUUGUUUUGUUUACUACUGUACAGAGAAAUUGAUAAAAAGUCUUGAGUUAUAUCAUCAUCAUAAAGCACACAUGGUUUAAAGUA